AUGAAUCGGUUUAGCCACACAUGCUCUUAUCGUUCAAUUAUUAGAUUACACAAACAGUCAGCUGCAAAAGUAUCAUCAUCAUCGUGUUCACUAAAAGUAGCCCAACAACAACACAAUUUUGCAAUUAAAGUAGCAGAUAAUUUUGAUCUGAACAAAGACACAAUACAUGGAGAAAAAAACAUUCAUAUAAUGAAUCAGAUAAUUAUACAAACUGUGGAAAAUGAUGAAAUUGGCGUUAAUGUUACUGACUCUUUGAAUGAAUUAAGAGACACAGUUUCCGACAAGUUAGAACUGUGUGCGAUAACUGAGUUACCCGAAACUGGUCAACUGUGA
Molecule: messenger RNA, 333 nt
Organism: Didymodactylos carnosus
Lineage: Eukaryota; Metazoa; Rotifera; Eurotatoria; Philodinida; Philodinidae
Source: the annotation of a GenBank genome assembly